GGACUGUAGACAGUGAGACACUCUCCGGCCGGCGCUGCUGUCACACUGCGCGAUGUGGCGGCUGUUCGCCUUCAUCCUGCCGGUCAUCAGAGUUUAUCUGAUCGGUGUCAAAGUUCUUCUCUACCAGCUGUUCUACAGAUCCUUCACUUUACCAGCUUUACCCAGACAGAAUGGGACGGUUGCCAUAGUGACGGGAGGAGCCAGAGGAAUGGGCUAUGAAACUUCUCGACACCUGGCGAGCCUGGGCACGCAUGUGGUCAUCGCAGGCAAUGAGGAGGAGGAGGGUCUCCGUGCGGUGAGAAGAAUCCAGAAGGAGAGCGGACACAGGAAAGUGGAGUUCAUGUACCUGGAACUGGCCUCCUUAAAGUCCGUGCGACAGUUUGUGCAAAGAUUUAAAGCCAGGGGUCUUCCUCUACACACCCUCGUCAAUAACGCCGGUGUUAUGCUGGUCCCAGAAAGGAAGACGGUGGAUGGAUUUGAGUUGCACUUUGGGCUGAACUAUUUGGGCCACUUCUUGUUGACCAACUUGCUGCUUGAUGUGCUGAGCGAUUCUGGGCACAGUGGGAGGUUCUCCCGUGUCGUCACAGUGUCCUCAGCCACUCAUUAUGGAGGAAGACUUGACCUCAACGACCUGCAGGGCAGGUCGUGUUACUGUUCCCAUGGUGCGUACUCUCAGAGUAAACUGGCCCUAGUGCUUUUCACCUACCACCUGCAGGAGCGUCUGUGGGCUCGAGGUGAUCCAGUAACAGCUAACGUUGUGGACCCUGGCAUGGUGGACACAGACUUGUACCAGAACCUGUGCUCUCCUGCUCAGCUGGAAAAACCUGUGGCCAAAUUGCUCUUUAGGACUCCGGCUGAAGGAGCAUCCACGGCCAUUUACGUCGCCGCCUCGUCUGAACUGGAGGGUUUCGGCGGCCUGUACUUGUACAACGGCCAUAAGAAGAGCUCCUCAGCAAGCUCCUACGAUAAACAGCUGCAGGAGAAGCUGUGGACCAAGAGCUGUGCCAUGGUGGGUCUUUAGAAAGCCUGAAGGGACAUCGGAAAACAUCUGACCGUCCUCGCCUCGAGAAUUCGAGUCACGAUUACUAUGGCAAAAGUUAAUUUGCUAGCGGUUUUCCCUUUGCACUUUGCCUCAUACCUGAUACGUUGCGUUAUAGUGGAAGGAGUUAUUGCUUCUUCAUUUGUAGCAAUCCACCAGAGAUGAAUCAUCUGUCCGAAGGUAAAUAAGGACCGUUUUUAAUCUACGCCGUGAUUCUGCACUAUGAAAACUUAUCAAACAUUAACGUUAAAUAACCCGAAUCGAUGCAAUAACAAGUUCUACUGAUUUGCCAUGCUUCGGCUUUUCAAUGACUGUAAAAAAAAAAAAACACAAUCAAUUUGACCUGUGGAUCACGGUCGAUUACUGCCUCAAAAAAAAAAAAAAUCCAAAAUGGACUACGCGCUGCCUCUGUGUUCAUUUCCUCCUGCUUUGGUUGGAAAAAUGUCGUCUUGUGCUGUCUUCAGUGGAUUCCCGUGUUCCUGUGUGAUCUAUUUCUCUCUGCUGAAACGCUUAACAACGGAAAUCUAUUGAGUGCAAUCUGUUGAAAACCUCACUGAUGCAGGAAGUCUACAGUUCCAGAAAUAAGACACCCCCCCCCACUCUGGAAUCCUAUGUGGCGUCUCGGUAGCUUGCGUCUGGGAUAACUUUGAUUUUUCUGUUCUUGUUAUUGUUUUUCUUUAACCUUCGGUGACUGUGACGUGUUUGAAAAAGAAAUGUGAUUGUUGUGUCUGAGCAACUACCAGUUGUUGUGUUUUGUUUCUCAUUUUUUUCCCCCUCCAUCAAAAGGAAGAAAAUGUUUGAAUCUUAAUGUUGAAAGCAGCAUUUGGAGUGUUGUUAAAAAAACACUUGAACAUGCCCAAAACAUCUUCGAAUCCAAGGUGUCAUUGUGAAAUCAGAGUUUCGACUAAUUAUUUUGGAUAUAAAUGAAAAAGCAGGAUGAAGCAACUGAAAAGACUUCUAGUUUUCUAGCUCCCUUGUAUGAAAACCGUGAGUGACCGGGAACGUGUGAACUCUUCCGAAAGUGCUGCUUUCGCUCCUGCACAAAAUCUCACUUGUAUCUGUGGCGAAUGUGACCGUGUUAAAUUGUACGUGUCUGUAUUUCUUUGUGUGGAAACGACCAACGAGUCGACCAAUCAUGUGCUCAGUACUGUACGCUUCACAAUGUUUCUCUAUUCAUGUCCGUGCUCUCCUUUCCCAGGUUUUAACCGAGGGUUCUCUUUUCGCAUUGUACGAGCCGUGCUAAUCAGUCGGAGCCGUUUCGGCUUUCAUCCCGACCGGCGAGGGUAAUUACGGGUGCUAAUUGCAGCCCUAGCGUGAUUGCUUCCUUGCUCGGCUACCAGUCAGUUUAAUUAUAGAGCGAUAAGAAGGUAAAGGGAUGAAUCUGUACCAAUAUUUAGGAUUGAUCCGAAGCGCGGCUCAGAAGGAGAUAAUUGCACACACGCUCUCGAUUAUUAAAGGCGAGCACCGCUCACUGUGAACGGCGCCAUUACGCUACGCUUCGAUCGUCAUUCCCGAUCUCUUUAACACGAGUGGAUCGUCCUGUCGAGUGGUGCGGAAGUGUCAUCAUCCCUUAACACGGGGAAGAAGAGAAAUUAAGAAGAAGGAAAAAAAAAAUCAUUUCUUUUGGAAGAAAUUUCAAAAAAAGAAACCUUAAAAUCAAUGUUACUUCGGCUGUCGUGUCUUUAUUUGAUGUGUGAAUUCAGUGGGUGGGGAAUUCAGAUUUAUUUUUGCGUAGUGAAAAACAGUUCGGCUUGCAGACGAACAUAAAAAAAAAAAUUUGACAUCCUGGUUUUGAAACCGCUCCCUUUACAUGCAUCACCCAUGUGUUCUUGUGGUGAGGGGCGUAAAGAUGUCAGAAGCCGUGUGGGUGUGUGAGUGUUUGUCUCUAUGUGACAGAGUGCCCGAGUGUGUGUUGGGCUCUUCGCUGUAGGAGUACUUGACUCAUCAAAGGCUGAUGGGUCACGUUUUCCCUCAGCAGCGUGGGCGAAUCCAAACGGAUCCGUUUGAAGUCCUGACAUGCAGCACCGUCCUCUUCCAACAAACACAGCUGAGCUGAAUUUAAAGGCACACUCGAGUUUUGGAACACCAGUCGGGAACUUUCGCUGCUCUCUACAUCAAGGACGACCCCCGUCGAUUCGAUGCGGCAGCACUUUAUUCUGACGUGAGACUUUUUUUUUUUGCCAUACUCUCUUUUUAUUGCAGUAUCAGGGUUGGAAAUAUGAUUAAAGCUUAAAUAAGUGUCUUGAUUA
Silurus meridionalis is the source of this 3288-nucleotide messenger RNA. RefSeq names its product dehydrogenase/reductase (SDR family) X-linked (gene dhrsx). NCBI's taxonomy places the organism in Eukaryota, Metazoa, Chordata, Actinopteri, Siluriformes, Siluridae. The record is from RefSeq and is a predicted model, not a curated record. Gene Ontology annotation, molecular function: oxidoreductase activity.